Messenger RNA from Kwoniella botswanensis, 1923 nucleotides. RefSeq lists its product as uncharacterized. The record is from RefSeq and is a predicted model, not a curated record. Gene Ontology annotation, biological process: circadian regulation of gene expression; entrainment of circadian clock by photoperiod. The transcript has 10 exons. The coding region runs from base 1 to 1923 and encodes 640 amino acids. Gene Ontology annotation, molecular function: FAD binding; DNA binding; deoxyribodipyrimidine photo-lyase activity. Gene Ontology annotation, cellular component: cytoplasm; nucleus. Lineage: Eukaryota; Fungi; Basidiomycota; Tremellomycetes; Tremellales; Cryptococcaceae.
AUGACCAAACCCAAUCCCAAGGCCCCGAAGAAAGAACCAGUUCCCUUGAGUGAACUGCCCAAACCGACUCUCGUCAAGUCCGACACGAGCCCCAAGGGAAAAGCCAGAGUGAUAUAUUGGCAUCGUACCGACCUUCGUCUGACCGAUUCACCAGCCCUGAUCAGAGCCUUAGACAUAGAGGAUAUAGAGUAUUUCUGGCCCGUAUGGUGCUUCGACCCGGAGUACGUGUACAGACAUCGAGUCGGGGUGAACCGAUGGAAUUUCUUGUUGGAAUCGAUGAACAAUCUGAGUGAUGAGUAUACGAAAUUGAACGCCAAGCAGAAAUUAUGGGUUGUAAGGAGUAGACCGGAAUUUGUGCUGCGGAAGUUGGCAAAGGAUUGGGGGGUAACGCAUAUAUGUUGGGAAAAAGAUAGUAAUGCUUAUUCAAAGGUCAGAGAUGAUAAGAUAUUUGCAUUAGCGGAAGAAUUAGGUAUACAAGUGACAGCUGCUCCAGGAAGACACCUGUUCGACCCUGACGAGGUCAUCAAACAGAAUAAAGGCAAACCUACGAUGACUCUCCAUCAAUGGCAGGGGGUUACUAGUAAGAUGGGUGAGAUAUCGAGACCGGCCCCCACUCCUACAUCUCUACCUGAUCCGGGACCAUCCGAACUACAGGACAACCAUGAAGAGGAUUGGGGCAAGUACGAGGGUGUAGAUCUGAAUGCAGACGUAAGAACAGGGAAGGAUACAUGUUUUGAUUCCUUGGCUGGCCCAUCAUCUUCCCCAUUUUCCGUCCCAACGAUGUCUCAGCUGGGUUUCCCUCCUUUCACGACAACUAUCAAAGGAGGUACGAUUGAAGGUCACAAGCGAUUAAAUCUGUUCUUUUCGGAUAAAGAGAAAGUGGCAAAAUUCUCCAAACCACAUUCCGAACCUACUUCGCUCGAACCGUCCACCACACUCUUAAGUCCAUAUAUCAAAUUUGGCUGUAUAGGGAUAAGGGAGUUGUGGUGGGGAUGUAAAGCCAUUGUGGAGGAAUAUAGGAAGAGAGGUGGUAAGGGAGAGACGAAAGAACCUGAAAAUAUGUUUGGACAGCUCGAAUUUAGAGACAUGUACGCAUGUGCUGAGGCGGCCGUACCUCAUUUCGAGCGUAUACGGGGUAACUCCGUUUGCAAAUACGUUGCAUGGUCUUUACAGAAUCAAUAUGAUGCAGAAGGGAAUGAGAUCUUACCCAGACCGAGGGAUAAAGAUGAACAGGCUGAACAAAGAUUUCAAGCUUGGAAAGAAGGUAGGACGGGUUUCCCGUGGAUCGAUGCAUGUAUGAGACAACUCAAAUAUGAAGGUUGGAUACACCAUUUGGCGAGACAUAGCGUUGCGUGUUUUCUGACGAGGGGUCAGUGUUAUAUCUCUUGGGAAAGAGGGAUGGAAGUCUUUGAUGAAUGGUUGAUCGAUUGGGAUCCUGCUUCAAAUCCUGGAAAUUGGAUGUGGUUGAGUUGUUCGGCGUUCUUCUCGCAAUACUUCCGAGUGUAUGGUCUCGUAUCCUGGCCCCAGAAGACAGAUAAAUCAGGAGCGCUAGUAAGGAAAUACUGUCCUGAGCUGAAAGAUUUCCCAGACAAGUACAUUUACUCCCCCCACCUUGCUCCUCAAGGUAUCCAAGAGAAAGCCAAAUGCAUUAUAGGUAGAGAUUACCCUUUUCCGAUAUUAGAUGAACAUCUGGAAAAGGAAUAUUGCAUAGCGAGAUUGAAAGAUGCUUAUCAUCUGAAUUAUCAUGGUGAUCACGAGGAUGUACUAAACGGGACAGCUGAGAAGAAGUUGAUAGAGAUACAUGAGGAGAAUGGACAUACGAGGGAGAAGAUUGUUAAUGGGAAGGAGGAUGAGAAGAAGAGGAAGAGGGUGUUGGAUGGGGAAGGGGCGAUGGACAAGUUUGUGAAAAGGGAGAAGAAAUGA